Erythranthe guttata (spotted monkey flower) is the source of this 774-nucleotide messenger RNA. RefSeq names its product putative cell wall protein. The record is from RefSeq and is a predicted model, not a curated record. Lineage: Eukaryota; Viridiplantae; Streptophyta; Magnoliopsida; Lamiales; Phrymaceae.
ACAUGCAUGAUUAUAAGUACACACAAAAUCCCUUAACUCACCGUCAAAACAGAGUCACAAAAAUUCAAGUAUAAAAAACCAUAAAAAACAUUCACACAUUUCCACCAUCACAAAGCAACUGAUAACCAUUAAUCUUCAUAAGAUAUUCUUCUUUCCUCUGCCUCCACAUUCUAAGGCCAUAUGGCUUCCCACACCGGAGCAUUUCUAGGUUUUCUCGUCUUCUUGUCAAUCUCUAUGGCAGUACUUCAUAAUAGUACUGCCGGAGCACGAAACAUCCCGGCCGAUGCCAAGCUGGAGCCCGAGUGGUUCGGACAUUACGAUCGAUCAGUGUUGAUCCCAGGCAUCGGCCGAGUGAUGCUACCUCCAAAAGGGUCCCACUUCAACUUGAACUACAACCCCAUUACCGGUUCCCCAAAUGGCAACGGUGUUUCCAUCCCCGGAGUUGGUGGUGGUGAUCCGGCAGGGAGCGGAAGCCCCCGUAGCUAUGUUCCUGGCGGUGACGACACGCUUUUGCCCAACCCCGGAGUGGAGGUGCCAAACCCUAGUGGUGGCACUGGCAGCAGGGUUCCUACACCAUCUGGCCAUUAAUGACUUAUCUUAUUAAUUAGCUGGAUUUUUUUUUUCAAGUAAAAUAAUUAAGUAACUAUGGUUGAAAUUGUGUGCUUUAUUUUCAGUCUUUGAGAUUGUAUGUAUGUUUCAGUAUUUGCUAUAUAUUCUAGUUGUACUGUGUUCGCUAUCAAUAAAGAGAAUCUAGCUUUUUUGCAUCCUUUAAAA